CGGUGCCCGGCCGGGGGAGGGUUGAGGCGCUGGGCGCACGGCGGGGGCGGGCCCGUGUGCGGAGUCGGGAUGGAGAGCCGCGAGCUGGGCAUGGAGGCCAUGGAGACCCUGACCGAGCUGGGGGACGAGCUCACCCUGGGGGACAUCGACGAGAUGCUGCAGUUCGUCAGCAACCAGGUCGGGGAGUUUCCGGAUCUGUUUUCAGAGCAGUUAUGUGGCACCUUCCAGAGCAGUGGUGGAGGUAGCAGUGGUGGAACCUUGGACCAUCCACUGCAGAGCUCAUACAGCCAGGCACAGCUGCAGUCCUUCCCAUCCACUGCUGCCUCUCCCCAGCUCCAGGCUGUGCAAGUCAAAGUGCCCCAGGCAACAGCACCUGCCCCUCAGCGGUCUGCACCCCUCCUUCAGCCUCGUCCCCAGCUCCAGCCCCAGCUCCAACAGCAAACGGUGAUGAUUACUCCAACUUUCAGCUCUGCUCCCCAGACCAGGUUCAUUCAGCAACCGCUGAUCUACCAGAAUGCAGCCACGAGUUUUCAAGUGCUUCAGCCUCAGGUUCAGAGCCUGGUGACGUCCUCCCAAGUUCAGCCAGUCACCAUCCAGCAGCAGGUGCAGACUGUGCAGGCUCAGAGAGUGUUCACACAGGCUGCCAAUGGCACCAUCCAAACGCUAGCCCCUGCCACAGUCCAGACAGUAGCUGCUCCUCAGGUCCAGCAAGUUCCAGUCCUGGUCCAGCCUCAGAUCAUAAAGACAGAUUCUCUUGUCUUGACAACUCUGAAGGCAGAUGGUAAUCCAGUUAUGGCUGCAGUUCAUAAUCCGGCCCUCACUACACUGACCACCCCUAUUCAGACAACGGCACUGCAGGUACCGACCUUGGUUGGCAGCAAUGGGACCAUUUUGACCACGAUGCCCAUGAUGAUGGGACAGGAAAAGAUGCCCCUCAAACAGGUGCCUGGUGGGGUCAAGCGGCUGGAACCGCCCAAAGAAGGAGAGAGGAGGACGACCCAUAACAUCAUUGAGAAGCGGUAUCGGUCAUCUAUAAAUGACAAGAUCAUUGAGCUGAAGGACCUGGUCAUGGGAACAGAUGCCAAGAUGCACAAAUCUGGAGUACUGAGGAAGGCCAUUGAUUACAUUAAAUACCUACAGCAGGUCAACCAUAAGCUGAGACAGGAGAACAUGGUUCUGAAGCUGGCUAAUCAGAAAAACAAGCUGCUGAAGGGCAUUGACCUGAGCAGUCUCGUGGACAACGAUGUGGACCUGAAGAUGGAUGACUUCAACCAAAACGUUCUCUUGAUGUCUCCCCCGGCCUCUGACUCGGGGUCCCAGGAGGGCUUCUCCCCCUAUUCCAUUGACUCUGAGCCGGGAAGCCCGCUCCUGGAUGAUGCAAAGGUUAAAGACGAACCCGACUCUCCCCCUGUGGCCCUUGGCAUGGUGGAUCGCUCUCGAAUACUUCUCUGUGCUCUCACAUUCCUCUGCCUCUCCUUCAACCCUCUGACAUCCCUCCUGGAGGGCCGAGGGAUGCCUGAAUCAGACAGCCCUGUACACCAUGGCUCUGGAAGGAAUGUGCUGGCCAUCGAAUCAGGUGCUGGCGGCUGGUUUGGCUGGAUGAUGCCCACUUUGCUGCUGUGGCUGGUGAAUGGUGUAAUUGUCCUGAGUGUGUGUAUAAAGCUCCUUGUGCAUGGGGAGCCAGUGACCCGGCUGCACUCCCGCUCGUCUGUAAUGUUCUGGCGGCAUCGCAAGCAGGCUGACCUGGAUUUGGCAAGGGGGGAUUUUGCAGCUGCUGCAUCAAAUCUGCAGAUCUGCCUGUCAGUUCUGGGCCGAGCGCUGCCUGCGUCCCGCUUGGACUUGGCCUGCAGCUUGUCCUGGAACGUGAUCCGCUACAGUCUGCAAAAGCUGGGGCUGGUUCGCUGGCUACUGAAGAGGACUUCACGGCGACAGCGAGCAAGAGAGGCUGCUGCCGGUUUUGAGGACGAGGCCAAGACCAGUGCUCGGGAUGCAGCUCUGGCAUAUCACAAGCUCCAUCAGCUCCACAUCACAGGUAAACUUCCAUCCAGCUCAGCCUACUCAGGUUUGCACAUGGCCCUGUGCGCUGUGAAUCUGGCUGAGUGCGCAGAGGAGAAGAUCCCACCCAGCAUGAUGGCAGAGAUCCACCUGACAGCUGCUGUCGGCCUGAAAACCCGCUGCGGAGGCAAGCUGGGCUUCCUGGCGGGUUAUUUCUUAAAUAAGGCCCAGAGCCUGUGUAGUGCAGAGCGGAGUGCCAUUCCCGACUCCUUGCGCUGGCUGUGUCACCCGCUGGGACAGAGGUUUUUUGUGGAACGGAGCUGGACAGUGAAAUCUGCUACAAAGGAGAGUCUGUACUGUGCCCCGAGGAACCCAGCUGAUCCCAUAGCCCAGGUUCACCAGGCCUUCUGUGAGAAUCUGUUGGAGAGAGCUGUGGAUUCCCUCGUGAAGCCUCAGGCCAGGAAAGGGGCCACGGGACAGGAGGAGGAGGAGCCCUGCGAAUUCUCCAGUGCUUUGGAGUACCUGAAAUUAGUCAACUCCUUUGUGGACUCGAUGGGAAGCGGGACUCCACCUUUCAAUAGCAGUUCGGUGCUGAAGUCAUCCCUGGGCCCUGAUUUGGUGUGCAGAUGGUGGUCAGCGGCAAUCGGCAUGGCAAUCAGUUGGCUCAGAGGGGAUGAUGCAGGCGUGAGGUCACGUUUCACAGAAGUGGAGCGGAUGCCCAAAUCCCUGGAGAUGUCUGAGAAUGCCCUGGUGAAAGCGAUCUUCCAUGUAUGCAAAGCCAUGCAGGCCUCCCUGUCGGGGAAGGCAGAUGGGCAGCAGAGCUCCUUUGGUCACUGCGAGAGGGCCAGCAGCCACCUGUGGAACAGCCUUAACAUGAGCAGUGGUGUCUCUAACACUGGCCUCAACAAUAUGAUCCAGCUGCUGACCUGUGACUUACUGCUCUCACUCCGCACCACACUGUGGCAGAAGCAGGCGAACUCCAGCCAGGCCCUGGGUGAGACCUACCACGCCUCGGCCUCUGAGCUGACGGGUUUCCAGCGAGACCUCGGCAGCUUGCGCAAACUGGCCCAUGGCUUCAGGCCCGCUUAUCGCAAGGUGUUCCUGCACGAGGCUACUGUGCGCUUGAUGGCAGGCGCCAGCCCCACCCGCACUCACCAGCUGCUGGAGCACAGCUUGAGGCGACGCACCCCCCAGAGCGGCAAACAAGGUGAGCUGGACACUCUGCCAGGACAGAGAGAGCGAGCCACGGCGAUUCUCCUGGCCUGCCGCCACCUCCCCCUCUCCUUCCUCUCGUCCCCGGGCCAGCGCGCAGUCCUGCUGGCAGAAGCAGCCCGCACGCUGGAGAAAGUGGGGGACAAGCGCUCCUGCAACGACUGCCAGCAAAUGAUCGUCAAACUGAGCGGGGGCACCGCUAUCGCCGCUUCCUAGCCCAGGGGCCGUGCGGCCAAAGCCAGCCUUGUGAGCCAUCAGACUGGACUCUCCCCCAUUAUAGUCCCUCUUUAGAGCAGACCGUUCUAGAUUAGGGCCAUGCAAGUGGAAUCACUUGGGCCGGGGAGGGCUCUGGACUAGCCCAGGGUUAGCUUUCCUAGUGAUUGGCUGCAUUCAGGCCCGGUGGCAGGACUGGAAUCUGGCUAGUGCUGUUCUAGUCUGUGUAACCAGGCCAGCGGCUGCUAGCAGCUCCCCCACUCCCUUGCCCCUCGCUGGGGUUAGAGGCGAUGCCGGCUCAGGAGGAGGGGUCAGCAAGCCCUGAGGACAGAAAAGUGCCAUUUCCUGGUGCUGGGUGGGGUCUGUGUUCCGGGGGCUGCUCUCCCCUCCCCUCUCCCAGACCCCUCAGGGGAGCCACCCGGAACCCCCUCCCAGGCAAAACCAGCAUCUCGGGCAACUCUCUACCUGCAGGCUGGCUGCCCGCCUGCUCCGGGCUGGCUGGGAUGGGGAGGGGAGAGCACUAGCGCGUUCUCCUCAAGGCCGGGCUAACGACACUGUUUUUAUGGGAGCCUUUUUCUAUAGACUUUGCGUGUGUGGGGAGCUCUGGGGGAGGGGUGUUGCUUGGGGCCAGCCCACCCCACCCAGGAAAUCUCCCUGUGGUUUUUAUACAGUUUUUUUAUAGGGAUGUUUGUGUCUUUACAAGAUGUCGGGAACAGUUUCAGUAGAUUUCUCUUCUCAGCACCCCCUGCCCCAUGUGCUUCUCCCCCCUCUGGUCACAGAGC
Molecule: messenger RNA, 4202 nt
Organism: Terrapene triunguis (Three-toed box turtle)
Lineage: Eukaryota; Metazoa; Chordata; Testudines; Emydidae
Gene: SREBF2
Product: sterol regulatory element binding transcription factor 2
Exons: 19
Coding region: 70-3423 (1117 amino acids)
Biological process (GO): positive regulation of cholesterol storage; positive regulation of transcription by RNA polymerase II
Cellular component (GO): nucleus
Molecular function (GO): protein dimerization activity; RNA polymerase II cis-regulatory region sequence-specific DNA binding; DNA-binding transcription factor activity, RNA polymerase II-specific
Source: RefSeq, a predicted model, not a curated record